AUGGCUGAGCGCCCAGUCUCUAGAUACAUCCAGCGCCGAGUUCCCGUGAGCCCGGAGACAGCGCCCACGUCGCCUCCGGCCUUGACCGCUCCGACUGCUCUUUCCACGAAGAGGUCUACGUACUUGGCUCGCCGUAUGGCGCCGGAACCCGAGGCAACCGAGGCAGAGGAGCCGAGCGAGCCAGCCACGCGGAAGGUGCCGUACCCCGCGCGGCGCACGUGGCCAGAAGCGGCGGCCGGAGCCCCGCGCUUGAGCUUCGUGGACUUUGGUGUGGACGCCAAAGGGACUGGAGGAAGAUCUGUCCGAGGCUCCAUCCAUGGCGAGGGACAGCAUGUGAUGCAUACCCUCGAAGAACUCACUGCUGAAAGGGACAUAGAACCGUCCAUCAGUCCGGAGCGAGUGCUGCUGAAUAUCUACGACCUGGGGGACAGCAACGCCAUCCAGCGCCUCAACGUCUUGUUGAAGCCCUUGGGCGGAGGUGCCUUUCAUGCGGCGGUGCAGCUGUACGGCGAGGAGUGGAGCUUCGGGGGCCUCUGCGCCGGCGAUGAUCCGGAGGACGGCUUCGAGACAGGCAUUUGGAGCUCUGCUCCGCAAACCUGCCGGCAGCACACCUUCCGGGAGAGCUUGGUACUGGGACCCACUGCCCUGUCGCACCGGGAGGUCUUGGAGCUGGUUUACGAGAUGUCGGAGGAUUGGCCCAUGAACAGCUACGACCUGCUGCGCCGGAAUUGCUGCCACUUCUGCGAUGAGCUCUCCUGCUUGCUGGGGGCGUUGGGGCCAUACUUGAUGACGGGAUCUCCCAAGUGA
Messenger RNA from Effrenium voratum, 807 nucleotides. The record is from the annotation of a GenBank genome assembly. NCBI's taxonomy places the organism in Eukaryota, Dinophyceae, Suessiales, Symbiodiniaceae.